Arthroderma uncinatum is the source of this 1386-nucleotide messenger RNA. RefSeq lists its product as uncharacterized. The record is from RefSeq and is a predicted model, not a curated record. The transcript has a single exon. Lineage: Eukaryota; Fungi; Ascomycota; Eurotiomycetes; Onygenales; Arthrodermataceae. Bases 1 to 1386 code for a protein of 461 amino acids.
AUGAUCGCUAUACCGAUGGCUAGUGAGAAGCCCAUCCAUCUCACAUCUGUGGAACCAGAAGCCGCCUCACCUGGUCGCAGCAGUUCUCCCGCGCUAUCCUCAUCAUCCUCAUCGUACUCCUCUACUGCUCUCUCGCCAGCUUCGUGUUCCUCUUCUCAGUCUUCAGCAACUGCAUACUCACCAGUCACCUCAUCACCUUCAGAAGACUAUCACCAUUCUUCUGCUACUAACAUGCUCAAAGUGGCUACACAACCAGCGGUAUACCCAACCGUGCCUACGAUAGCACCACCCCUAACACCCAUUGCGCCCAUCCGGACCCAAGUUGGCCCUAAUAUCAACAAGAGGCCGAAGCUCUCCUUACAGACCGCAUGUGUUCCAGUUACGUUUGGAAAAUCAACGACUGCUUUAUCUCUAGCUGUUUCGACUACUAGUUGCCAAUCCCCUACUAACAGGAACACCUUCAAAAACGCCUACGAAACUUUUCACCGUGGCAACUCUCCAAUAUGCCGCUCGCCGCUGAGAGGGCCCUCGAGAGCCCGUCAGCGUGCGCCUUCAUCACCCGCACGAGCUGGCCCUGUCCGUGCUGCUGCUGAGCCUCCAUACAAACUCCCAAAGGGCAUCCGAGGCAUCCUAAGGAACUCACCCAUACCAUCGCCUGCUCAGGCUGAACAGCAACAACCUCUUUUAGCUCCCACCAUAUAUAAGGAUGCGUCUACCGGAAGCCCGGGGGUGACUUCCCCUAACUCAAACUUGCGUAUAUCAACAUCAUCUACAAAGCGAGUGAAUUAUCGAUACCCACUUGACGAGGUAAUAAAAACUGUCAAAUUUACUGCGAAACACUCUGAUAUAGAGUCCAUGGACGCCUCCCAAACCAGCUCUCCACCCGAUGCAUACUCGUAUAGCUCGUCUGAGGAAGAUUCAGACUCAAGUGACUCGGUGUCCGGCGGAUCCACCCCGUCGGACGAUGGAUCAGAGAAUGCACCAAAGUCGCCAAAGAGAACAAGAAAGCAAACUCGAUCGAAACACAAGACUUUUCGAAGUGAGCGACAGAUACUAGCUGUGGGAGUACGAGAUGGCUUAUUACCCUCGCGUGAGGAUUCUCUCCCUCCUCAAACACCGAUACAUCAACGGACUGUCCAAAGGGAAUGGAGAUGGACCCUGGGCCCGAUCAGAGACGGUUAUGCCCAACCUUCCAGCCCCCCAAACUCAGACCGUGCCACGCCCCCCAUUCAGCCAUCACACGAAGCACCCUCUACACCUCGAAACGAAAAGGGAAAUACCGAUAUCGGCCGAGGAUUCGCUGACAUGACCCCCCCGCCAUCACAAGAUCCCGGAGCAUGUUCAAGUCCGAUUGUCAAACCGGGGUCUUUAAGGUUGAGAUGCUAA